AUGGGUAUCGGUUGGGGCAGACUAACUCCAUUUUUGAGUUUGCGUUUGAUUUUGAGGGACGGUUGGAGAAGGUCUUAUAAUCAUUCUGGAUUCCUUCUAUUCCAUCCAUCCCACAGAAAUGGUUUCUACCAUNAAUCCGUCUUUUCUUCUCUCCUCCUCAUCUCAAUUCCGUUCCUCAUCAUCUCUUCCCUCAUCACCGCCGCCGCCGCCGCCGACUCCGACACCGCCGCCCUCACUCAGUUCCGCUCCCAGGCCGACAUCCACGGCACGCUCCUCCCCAACUGGACCGCCGCCUCCGACGCCUGCUCCGCCCACUGGACCGGCGUCAACUGCACCUACGGCCGCGUCACCGCCGUCAUCCUCCCCUCCCACAACCUCCGCGGCCCCAUCGACGCCCUCGCCUCCCUCGACCAGCUCCGCCUCCUCGACCUCCGCGGCAACCGCCUCAACGGCACCCUCUCCCCCCUCGCCCGCUGCCUCAACCUCAAACUCAUCUACCUCUCCGGCAACGACUUCUCCGGCCAGAUCCCGCCGGAGAUCUCCGCCCUCCACCGCCUCCUCCGCCUCGACCUCUCCACCAACAACCUCCGCGGCCCCAUCCCGCCGCAGCUAGCCAAUCUCAGCCGCCUCAUCACUCUCCACCUCCAGAACAACGAGAUCUCCGGCCCAAUCCCUAAUUUCCUCUCAUCCCCUCCCCCAAAUCUCACCGACCUCAACCUAUCCAACAACGAGCUCUACGGAUUUCUCCCCGACACCUUGAUUUCGAGGUACGGAUCUAGAAGCUUCGCCGGCAACCAAGCCCUAUGCGGCGAAAUUCCCCCUUUCCCCAACUGCUCGAGCUCCCGCGGACAACCAUCCUUGACGGUGCCGUCCAGCCCGAGCUCCCUCCCCCCGUCGCAGACCGUCGCGGCCACCAAUUCGCCGCAAAAUCACCGCAAAAAGCUCGGCAGCGGCGCGAUUGUGGCCAUAGCGGUGGCGAAUUCGGUGCUUCUGCUGGUAAUCGCGUCUUUCACGGUGGCUUACUGCUGCGGGAAGAGUUCUAGGGCAACGAAUUCGAUGACGUCAGCAAGCGAGGUCGGGAAGAGGAGCAGCUACUCGAGCGAGAAGAAAGGGUACGCCAACAACAACAAUAACGGCGGAGAUAGUGACGGCACCAACGCCACCGACCGGAGCAAACUGGUGUUCUUCGACCGGAAAAAGCAGUUCGAGCUGGAGGAUUUGCUCCGGGCAUCUGCGGAGAUGCUCGGAAAGGGUAGCUUGGGGACCGUUUACAAGGCGGUGCUGGACGAUGGGUGCACGGUGGCCGUGAAAAGGCUCAAGGACGCGAAUCCAUGUGCGAGGAAGGAGUUUGAACAGUACAUGGAUGUGAUUGGGAAGCUUAAACACCCAAAUGUUGUGAGGUUCAGAGCUUAUUACUAUGCAAAGGAGGAGAAAUUGCUCGUUUAUGAUUACAUGCCUAAUGGGAGCCUCCAUUCUCUUCUCCAUGCAAACCGAGGCCCGGGACGAAUCCCAUUGGACUGGACCACCCGAAUCGGGCUCGCGCUAGGCGCCGCGCGCGGGCUCGAGCGAAUCCACGACGAGUACGCGUCCUCCCGAAUCCCCCACGGCAACAUAAAGUCCUCCAACAUACUCCUCGACAAGAACGGGCUGGCCUGCAUCUCCGACUUCGGGCUCUCCCUCCUCCUCAGCCCGGCCCACGCCGUCGCCAGGCUGGCAGGCCACCGUGCCCCCGAGCAGGCCGAGACCAAACGCCUCUCCCAGAAAGCCGACGUUUAUGCAUUCGGCGUUUUGCUGCUUGAGGUUCUCACGGGCCGCGCCCCGUCUGAUCGGUGCCCAAGGGGUGAGGAUGAUGACGUGGACUUGGCUGGGUGGGUUAGGUCGGUGGUGAGGGAUGAGUGGACGGCGGAGGUUUUUGAUCAGGAGUUGUUGAGGUACAAGAAUAUUGAGGAAGAGCUUGUGUCCACUUUGCACGUGGGGAUGGCGUGUGUGGUUGGGCAGCCGGAGAAGAGGCCGACGAUGGGGGAGGUUGUGAGGAUGAUAGAGGAGAUUAGGGUGGAGCAGUCGCCGUUGGGUGAGGAUUAUGACGAGUCGAGGAAUUCUAUGUCGCCGUCGGUUGCGACCACUACGGAGGAUGCGUUUUGAAUUUCUGUUCUGUUUUGUUUGCUUUGUUCUCUAGUGCUUCUCUUUUUUUUUUCUUUUUCUUUUUUUUUAUUUAUUUGGAGAUGUGAUUGGAAGUCUAAUGUAUUGUUGGGCUGUUGAGAUUGUUGUGAUGAAAACUGAAAAGUAUGUUUUAGUAUUGUGGUAAAUUUGAUGCUUGUGCUGGAAUUUUUUUGU
Molecule: messenger RNA, 2334 nt
Organism: Striga asiatica
Lineage: Eukaryota; Viridiplantae; Streptophyta; Magnoliopsida; Lamiales; Orobanchaceae
Source: the annotation of a GenBank genome assembly